AUGGUCAACGAUGCGCGAGUCCCUAAUCCCAAGCGCAGACGACCGGAAGAAAUGACGAACAUUCCACCCGCCCACUAUAGCCGCUAUGCUUUGUCGACAUUGCUGGCAGAGAAGCCCAGGGUAUCAGAGGCCAAUCUGCCUGCGAUUGAACGAAUGAUUGCGCAAAAGGCAAAGAAAGCCAACUUCGAGGAGGUUCCACAGACCUUGGCAGAAUGGCAGGCGGCGAGGGAAAAGAUGGGGGUUCCCAAGAGGGCUCCACAAAGGAAGUACGUAGAAGGGUCUCCUGCGCUUCACACUCUCCUUGCACAAAAGAAGCAAUUGCAAGCCGCGGGACAAGACGUUUCUGACAUCGAUGCACAGAUUCUUGCUACGGCGAAGAAAUACGAUCCAGACGCAACCAUGCCUACCAGCGCGAGCAAGUUCUUUGUUGGUUUGCGCAAGAAAGAGAUCUUCGGAAGGCCUUCCAAAGCUGCCAAGCUUCCACCGCUCGUCAAACCCGAAGUGAUGAGGCAAAAAGCAAGCGAGGAGGUCGAGCAGCUUGCAAGACAGCCGAUGCAAACCCUCUACAAUCAAAGAGCGGCCGCGGCGAAACAGCAGCAGGACACGAGUGUAAUCGAUGCUGCCAUGGUGCGCAAAGCAAAUCUAGAAGGACUGGCAGAAGCGCCCGCUGAUAUCGAAACUUACUACGCGUGGAAGAGGAAGAUACGGCAUUUUGUUCGGCCAGUCGACUACUCAAAUCGUUCGGUAUUGAAACUUUACACCGAUAGGGACGCGCUGAAGGCUGCUGGCAGGGAUACGACAGCUGUAGAUGCGGCGAUUAAGAAGCUGACUGAGGGAAAGAGCAGCGGUAGCGGGGCUCCCAGUGUCGGGCCAAGCUCAACAUCGUGA
Ceraceosorus bombacis is the source of this 888-nucleotide messenger RNA. NCBI's taxonomy places the organism in Eukaryota, Fungi, Basidiomycota, Exobasidiomycetes, Ceraceosorales, Ceraceosoraceae. The record is from the annotation of a GenBank genome assembly.